AUGUCAGGAGACAGCGACUGCACCAGGACCAGUCCGUCAGCAGGCUCUCCGUCGGACACCGAGUUCGCGCCAGCUCGGCCCAAGUAUGUUUGCUCCCUGUCUCCUGACCUGGUCACCAAAGCCCGGGAAGAGCUCCAAGAGAAGCCUGAGUGGAGGCUCCGUGAUGUGCAGGCCCUCCGAGACAUGGUGUGCAAGGACUACCCCUCCCUGGGCACCUGCCUGGACGAUGCCUUUUUGCUGAGGUUCCUCAGAGCCAGGAAGUUUGAUUAUGACCGAGCGCUCCAGCUGCUGGUGAACUACCACAGCUGCAGGAGGAGUUGGCCAGAGGUCUUCAGCAACCUGAGGCCAUCUGCAAUAAAGCCUGUCCUGGAGUCAGGCUUUGUCACCGUGCUGCCUCACCGUGACCCCGAGGGACGCCACGUCGUCUGCAUCCGUCCAGACAGAUGGAGCCCCAGUCAGUACCCAAUCACUGAGAACAUUCGUGCCAUAUACUUGACCUUAGAAAAGCUCAUUCAGUCUGAAGAGACCCAGGUGAAUGGAAUUGUAAUCCUGGCAGACUACAAAGGAGUCAGCUUAUCUAAGGCCUCUCAUUUUGGUCCUUUUGUAGCCAAAAAAGUGAUUGGAAUUCUUCAGGAUGGAUUCCCCAUUCGGAUAAAAGCUGUUAACAUCAUCAAUGAGCCUCGGAUAUUCAAAGGCAUCUUUGCCAUCAUCAAACCUUUCCUGAAGGAGAAGAUAGCAAACCGGUUUUUUCUUCAUGGCUGUGAUUUAAAUUCCCUUCACCAAAACAUUCCUCCCAUGAUCCUUCCUGAAGAGUACGGUGGCACUGCAGGGAAGCUGGACAUCUCUGCCUGGAACGAGCUGCUGCUGGCCUCUGAAGAGGACUUCCUGCACGACUUCUCCCAGCUGGUUCUCCCAUGUGAGAGCUCUCCCCAGGAGAUGCUUGUGAGUGGGGAUGCUGAGGAGAAGCAGUGUGAUGACUCCCUGCGAGGCAUGAAGGCCCAGCUCUACUACUGCUACUAG
Messenger RNA from Indicator indicator, 1020 nucleotides. RefSeq names its product alpha tocopherol transfer protein like (gene TTPAL). Gene Ontology annotation, molecular function: phosphatidylinositol bisphosphate binding. Gene Ontology annotation, cellular component: membrane. The coding region runs from base 1 to 1020 and encodes 339 amino acids. The record is from RefSeq and is a predicted model, not a curated record. The transcript has 4 exons. Lineage: Eukaryota; Metazoa; Chordata; Aves; Piciformes; Indicatoridae.